Panicum virgatum (switchgrass) is the source of this 499-nucleotide messenger RNA. RefSeq names its product histone deacetylase HDT3-like. The transcript is spliced from 4 exons. NCBI's taxonomy places the organism in Eukaryota, Viridiplantae, Streptophyta, Magnoliopsida, Poales, Poaceae. The record is from RefSeq and is a predicted model, not a curated record. Bases 71 to 499 code for a protein of 142 amino acids.
UUUAAAAUAACCUAAAAUCUGUUACUUGGUAACUUUCGUUUCCUUAACUGGUAUCUUGCUUUAUCCACGGAUGACUCUGGUGAUGAUGAAAUUAGUUCAGAUGAAGAGCUGGAAACUGACGAAAUCCCAAUUAAAAAGGAUGAAAUUAGAUGGUAAAAUCGUCAAACAAGAUGUUGAUGAAGAAAUGUCCAAUGGUGAUGACAGUUUCACUGAUGAUUCAGAUGGUAGUGAAAUGUCUGAAGAUGAGUCCAGUGAUGAAGAAACAUCCAGCGAUGCUGAUCUCAGUGGUGAUUCUGAAGCUGAAAGUGAAGAAUCGGAGGAAGAACAGACUCCUACACAGAAGAAGCCUGAAGUAGUUGGCAAGAAAAGAGCAAUUGAAGCUGUGACACCUUCUGGUAAGAAGGCAAAGGUUGAACCAUCUAGUCAGAAAAUAGGUGACAAGAAAGGGCAUGUGUCAACUCCUCAUCCCACAAAGCAGGCUAGUAAGACCUGCUUUUGA